Molecule: messenger RNA, 759 nt
Organism: Hansenula ciferrii
Lineage: Eukaryota; Fungi; Ascomycota; Saccharomycetes; Phaffomycetales; Wickerhamomycetaceae
Product: HAD family hydrolase
Exons: 1
Coding region: 1-759 (252 amino acids)
Biological process (GO): glycerol biosynthetic process; response to osmotic stress
Molecular function (GO): sn-glycerol 1-phosphatase activity; beta-phosphoglucomutase activity
Source: RefSeq, a predicted model, not a curated record
AUGACUGUCUCAGAACCAAUUGUUAUCAACAUUAACGCUGCUUUAUUCGAUGUCGAUGGUACCAUCAUUGAUUCAUCACCAUCUAUCGCUGAAUUCUGGAGAGAAUUCGGUAAAGACAAACCAUACUUUGAUGCUGAACAUGUUAUUCACGUUUCCCAUGGUUGGAGAACUUUUGAUGCUAUUGCUAAAUUCGCUCCAGAUUUCGCUAUCCCAGAAUUAGUUAAAGAAUUAGAAGGUUCAGUCCCAGAUAAAUUUGGUCAAAAAGCUGUUGAAAUUCCAGGUUCUCCAAACGUUGUUAGACAAAUCUUAGCUUUGAAAACUCCAGACAACAAACAAAAAGUUGCUGUUGCCACUUCAGGUACCUACGAUAUGGCUGUCAAAUGGUUCAAAUUAAUGAACUUAGAAAGACCAGAAGUUUUCAUCACUGCUGAAUCAGUCUCAAAAGGUAAACCACAUCCAGAACCUUACUUACAAGGUAGAGAAAGAUUAGGUUACAAAGAUGCUGACAAAAAAGUUGUUGUCUUUGAAGAUGCCCCAGCUGGUGUUAAAGCUGGUAAAGAUGCUGACUGUUUAGUUAUUGGUAUUGCUUCAAACUUCGAUGCUGAAAAAGUUAAAGGUUUUGGUGCUGAUAUCGUUGUUCCAGAUUUAACUAAAGUUGAAGUUAAAGGUUACGAUGCUGAAACUGAUACUUUCAAAUUACAAAUCAACGAAUACACUCACGCUUCAGAAGCUGCUUUAAAACUUGCUAGCCAAGCUUAA